AUGCCUUCACUAGCGGGCACGGCAAGCACCAACACACGAUGGAAGCAUUUAUACAAUGUACUGAGCAAGCCUGGGGCCUUUAGCGAUGAGGACUGGGUGCCAGGGCCAGAAACAAUAGAAGCACUUGAGACUUCUAAGAUCCUAGUCAUUGGAGCGGGAGGCCUGGGAUGUGAGAUCCUAAAGAACCUUGCCUUAUCAGGCUUUAAAGACAUUCACGUUAUAGACAUGGACACCAUCGAUAUUUCCAACCUCAAUCGCCAGUUUCUGUUCCGUCAGACUGACGUGGGGAAAGCCAAAGCGGACGUUGCUGCAGCGUUUGUUGAGAAACGGGUCAAGGGAGUCAAGAUCACGCCCUAUGUUGGCAAAAUACAGGAUAAAGACGAGGAUUAUUACAUGCAGUUCAAGCUCGUUGUCUGCGGUCUAGACAGUAUCGAAGCCCGCCGAUGGAUUAAUUCGACCCUGAUUGGAAUGGUGGACCCGGAGAAUCCGGAGAGCCUCAAACCGCUGAUAGAUGGUGGCACUGAAGGGUUCAAAGGACAAGCUCGUGUUAUUCUACCCACUCUCACGUCUUGCAUCGAAUGCCAACUAGACAUGCACGCACCUCGCGCUGCCGUUCCACUUUGCACAAUCGCAACCAUCCCUCGACAACCACAGCACUGUAUCGAAUGGGCCCAUCAAAUUGCUUGGCAAGAAAAACGCAAAGAUGAACCCUUUGACGGGGACGACCUAGAUCACGUUUCUUGGAUUUAUCAGCACGCACUCGAACGGGCGAAACAGUUUUCUAUCCCAGGGAUCACCUUUCAAAUGACUCAAGGAGUGGUAAAGAACAUCAUUCCUGCCAUAGCGUCUACCAACGCAGUCAUCGCCGCAUCGACAACCUCCGAAGCCCUGAAGAUCGCGACUUCAUGCAACCCGUAUCUCGAUAAUUACAUGAUGUAUGCCGGCGAAGAAGGCGUUUACACGUAUACCUUUGCAGCGGAGCAGAAACCCGACUGCCCGGUCUGUGGUAACUUGGCCCGCACGAUACAUGUUGAUCCCGAGGUCACUCUAGAGGCGUUUAUUGAAAGUCUAAGUGAGCGACCAGAAGCACAGCUCAAGAAGCCUAGCUUGCGGUCAGAAGAAAAAACCUUGUAUCAACGCUUCCCGCCACAGUUGGAGGAACAAACUCGACCUCAUCUACGAUUGAAGUUGAAGGACCUGGUAUCCGAUGGGCAAGAGGUUGCAGUCAGCGACCCUGCAUUCACAAUCGACUUCCGUUAUAAGCUCAUCUUCCAAUAA
This is a messenger RNA of Talaromyces rugulosus, 1278 nucleotides long. RefSeq lists its product as uncharacterized. Lineage: Eukaryota; Fungi; Ascomycota; Eurotiomycetes; Eurotiales; Trichocomaceae. Gene Ontology annotation, molecular function: NEDD8 activating enzyme activity. Gene Ontology annotation, cellular component: cytoplasm; nucleus. Bases 1 to 1278 code for a protein of 425 amino acids. Gene Ontology annotation, biological process: protein neddylation. The transcript has 6 exons. The record is from RefSeq and is a predicted model, not a curated record.